GAACACCACACUACACAGUUAAACACAUUCUUUUUUUCUAUUGUAGACUCAGCCUCAAGUCUUCCAUGCUUAUUGUGAUGAAGGGGUUAUGUUAUUAUUGUUAUUAUUAAUGUUUAUUUUAAAAUGUCGUGCUGUGUGCCAGGAUGUAACACAUCCUAUUGGAAGAAGGAGACAAAAAAUAUUAGUCUAUAUGAACCUCGCACGGAUAGGCAAAUGAGAGAUUGGUCAGAAAUACUUUUAAAAAAAGUAGGUCUUGAAAAAUUGAAUAAAACAUAUAAAAUCUGUAUAUUACAUUUUAAAGAAGAUGUAAUUGAAAGAGAAAGAAAUGUUUUCAAACGUGGUGGCAAAGUUUUUAAAGAAAAAAGAAAAAGGCCGAUUUUGUCAGAAUUUGCUGAUCCAUCGAUUUUUUCAGAAAAAUCGAAAUUUUCUAAAAAGAGGAAAAAUGACUAUUGUAUAAAGUUAGACCCUGAAGUUUUCAAUCGUCAGAGAGUAAUAAAUGUUGCGUUAGAAAAUAAUGAAAACUGUGAAAAACAUAGCAAGAUGCAGUUAAAAGAACAGAGCCACAACGAUCGCGAUAAUGUUAAGAAUCACACAAUAAAAUCGAAAGUAGGGAUAAAACGCAAAAUGGAAAUAAUUAACGACAUUGACACAGAAGAUAUAAAGAGACCAAAGUUAAUAGAAAGCAAUAAUUUUUACGAGGAUGUUGUUAACGCUAUAGAUAAGAAAGACAAAAUUUCUGAAUACUUGAAUAAAUUAUGGAUUGCAAAUAUUAAUAACAGUUACUGCGUAUCCUGGAGUUUUUGGAAAGAAGAUUACUCGGUGUGUUUAAAGAGGAUUGUACUUCACAACGAUUUAAAAGUGGAUGUAUAUAUUAAUGAAAAACCUAUUUCAUUGCCAGAAAUGAAUAAUAUAAAGGGAAUGUUAGAAUUUGAGAAUUUAUUAAAAACUGUAACAGAAAUCUUGCCUUGUAUGAAAGUGGAAGAUAAGACAUGGUGAGAAUAAAAUUAAAUAUAUGUAUAUAUAAAAUAAUUUUUUUAUUACAUUGCUUUUAAAAAUUAGUUAAGAUAAAUGUGUCUUGGAUUUGUGAGGAAAUAACAUAAUUUUGUUACUAUUGUAUGUAAUAAUUCAAAAAAUAUGUUUCAUCAUUAAUAAAAAGCUAUAAUUUA
Leptopilina boulardi is the source of this 1166-nucleotide messenger RNA. RefSeq lists its product as uncharacterized. The coding region runs from base 124 to 996 and encodes 290 amino acids. The record is from RefSeq and is a predicted model, not a curated record. NCBI's taxonomy places the organism in Eukaryota, Metazoa, Arthropoda, Insecta, Hymenoptera, Figitidae. The transcript is spliced from 3 exons.